AUAUUUCCACUUUUAUCCGCUCUACUUAAUUACUGGAUAAUUACCUAUGAAGAACCAAUUCAUACCGAUUGUCGUUGAAUCAACUCGGAAACUGGGUAAACCCAUUCUCUAUGUUAUACUGACAUUUGCCACCAUCAAAGUAUCUCAUUCUCUAUAUUGCUACAUGCGAAAUCAUACGAUGUCAUCUUCUUCAUCAACCUCAACUGCAACUGAUCCUGAAACUCUCCGGCGAGACCGAAUUCUAUCCAGCAAGCUCUACUUCGAUGUUCCCCCUUCCAAGGUCCCAAUGGUUUACUCACCCGCUUACGAUAUUUCGUUUCUUGGAUUAGAGAAGCUGCACCCAUUUGAUUCUUCUAAAUGGGGUCGCAUAUGCCAGUUCCUCAAUGUGGAUGGUUUGGACAAAAAUCGUAUUGUUGAGCCAAUGGAAGCUUCAACAGAGGAUCUCCUUGUGGUACAUACAGAAUCAUAUUUGGAUAGUCUGAAGAGCAGUGCAAAUGUUGCCGCGAUAAUGGAGGUCCCUCCUGUUGCAGUAGUUCCCAAUUGUCUUGUGCAGAAGAGUGUUCUUUAUCGAUUCCGCAAGCAGGUGGGUGGAACCAUAUUGGCAGGCAAUCUUGCAAGAGAGCGAGGAUGGGCUAUCAAUAUUGGAGGAGGGUUCCAUCACUGUUCUGCUAAUAAAGGAGGUGGAUUUUGCGCUUAUGCAGACAUUUCUCUUUGCAUACAUUAUGCCUUCGUUAAGUUAAAUAUAUCGAGGGUUAUGAUAAUUGAUCUUGAUGCACAUCAAGGAAAUGGUCAUGAAAAGGACUUUUCUGAUGACGAGCGAGUUUAUAUUUUGGAUAUGUACAACCCUGGAAUAUAUCCGUUUGAUUAUGAGGCGAGGAGGUACAUAGAUCAGAAGGUUGAAGUACAGACUGGGACAACAACAGAUGAGUACCUAAAGAAAUUAGAUGAUGCACUUGAGGUUGCUGGACGUAAGUUUGAUCCUGAGCUAGUAGUUUACAAUGCUGGCACUGAUAUCUUAGAUGGGGAUCCACUGGGCAGGUUAAAGAUUAGUCCCGAGGGGAUAGCUGCUAGAGAUGAGAAGGUCUUCAGAUUUGCUCGCUCAAGAAACAUUCCUAUAGUCAUGCUCACAUCAGGUGGUUAUAUGAAGUCCAGUGCCAGAAUUAUAGCAGAUUCAAUAAUAAAUCUCUCGAGAAAACGCCUUAUAGAUUUGGGGAGUUCCCGGUGAAGCUCUAGAUGCAGUUAAAAGGCCAUUUCUCUAUGCCAUAUGGAUCAUAUUCAUAUGGGGAAAUAGAAAAACACCAAACGUUUCACCUUUGUUUAUUAUCGUAUAAAUCUGAAGCAAAUUUGUGUUAAAGCUCUACCUUAGUUAUGUCUUAUGUAUAUAUUGGAAUUUAAAGAGGGCAAAGGAAAAAAGACAUGACGGUGAUUCAGUUAUAUUGCUGUGGUAAAUGUAUGAAAUUACUCCCUUGUAUAUUGUUUUCUUCAA
Pistacia vera is the source of this 1486-nucleotide messenger RNA. Its product is annotated as histone deacetylase 2. Bases 47 to 1225 code for a protein of 392 amino acids. Gene Ontology annotation, molecular function: histone deacetylase activity. NCBI's taxonomy places the organism in Eukaryota, Viridiplantae, Streptophyta, Magnoliopsida, Sapindales, Anacardiaceae. The transcript has 13 exons. The record is from RefSeq and is a predicted model, not a curated record.